AUGGCGGCCGCCAGUCCGCCUGCCUGUGCUACCCCGGAGUCUGGAAACGUUGCGAUAAAGACGGAGCCUUUAGACGGGGAUGAUGCGCCGCCCACGCUGCGGGACGUGCCGGUUCGACGCGACCCGGUGGUGCCGCUGCUGUCCCCGGUGAGCGGGCCGCAGCCGCUCCGCUGGUCUCCGGAUCACCGGCUGUCCGUGUGCACCUCCAGCUCCCUGUCCGUGCUGGAGCUGCUCUACGACAUCCACAGCAGCAGACUGGACCUGAGCCUCAACCGAACCUCCAUCCCUGUCCCGACCCAGACCCACAAGCUGCAGGUCGGACCGCCAGAUGAGCUGUCGCGUGCUGUAAAGAAGUUCUCGUUGGAUCCGGACCCGACUGUGCGGCAGGUCUUUCUGGCGGACACGGUGAUCAACCCAUCAGUCGGGGUUCACAGUGGGAUGAAGUUCGCCAGCUGGUCUCCGCUGGGCUGCGACUCCUGCGGCCGCUGCCUCCUCGCCUGCCUAACGCUCGAUAACCGACUCACCGUUCACAGCAGCCGCGGCCACCUGGAGUGGAAACUGCUGGCCGAUCUUAGCGAGAAUUACGGCGAGCGGCUAAAGGAGCGAGGCUACGCCAAGAAGGAUAGCAACCCCCCGCAGGCGGACCUGUUGGACCUCGCCGAGCUGCAGCGGCGGUUCCGCAUGCAGACCCCUUUAAAGAUGGAGUGGUCGAGCAUUUAUACCAUCAAAAAGGUCCAGGCAGACAACAGCUGCAUGGAUGAAGAGAUGGUUCUCCUCGCCGUCCUGAUGGAAAACGGCGACCUCGUUUUGUGGAAGUUCGUGCUGCCGUUCGCGGACGGCGACGACGUUGUCUUCUACGACCUCAUCGAGUCCGGCGUGAGCAGACCCAGCGACUUGGCGUGGUGGGAGUACGAGAACGGCAAUCAGCGGAUGGGAGGGCUAAUCGUCGGCAGCGAGGUUGGACCCGUCGAGAUCAUGCCGGUCAGCCUGUCGAAAGUGAAGGGCUACUGCACGCUCCGGCUCCCCGUCAUCCUGUGGAAGGAGUGCGACGAGAUCGCAGUGGAAAACAUCCGGUGCUUCCCGGUGAUCCACCCGAUCCAUAAAACCAGCUGCAGCCUCAUCGUCGCCUCAAGGGGUUGCUACAUCUUCUGGUGUUUGCUGAUGGUUUCACCAGACGGACUCAACAUUCACAAUUCCCACAUAACGGGACUCAACUCGCUGCCUGUCGUCUCCUUGGCGGUCAGUCAGCAUGAAGUCGCGGUCUACUCCUGCUCCAUGGACGGUUGGAUCAAAAAACUGACGCCGACGUUCACGGAGAGCUCCGUUAUCUUCAAAGUAGAGGACUUGGUUCAGCCAGAGACCCUUACGGGACGGCGGAUACACGGGAUUGCCAUUAGCCACAACGGCACAUACUUUGCUCUGGUCAGCACCGCGGGGAUUGUCAGUAGCUUCCACCCUAUCCACAAGAACUUCCAGAUCCACUUCCUGACGCUGAAAACUCCUGAAGCGGCUGCAUCGCUCCUGCUCAAGUCCCCUGAGCAGAACCUGUUCAAAACGGCGGACUUGCUCGACCUGGUGAAGUGGCAGGUCCUGAAAACCAAACGCGUCCCUGCGUCGCUCCAGGAGGAGCUCGACCGCAAACUCCAGGAAGUGGACUCGCCGUACUUGUGGCGCAUCAAGCUCUUUUUGGCGCGCGUUCUUCACCUGACCCUGCAGGUGCCGCGCACAGAGAACAAAUGGAAACCCAGGCGGACGGCGGUCAAGGUGUUGGUACAAGAUGAGGAAGAGGACGAGGAAGAGGCUGUUGAGGGGGUGGAAGGCGAGGCUGGUGGAGUUGAAGGGGAAGCAGAGGCCCGAAGGACCGAGAUUCAGACUCUGAUGGAAGCGGCUGAGACGCAUCUGAUGAGGGAUCACAUGAAGAAGGUUUUGGGCGUCGUGUAUCUCAACACCUGGGUGCCUCAGAACAUCUGCAUCCCCACCUGCGGCCUGAUGGACUACCUGUCCAGGGAUCCCAACGACAAAGAUUCAGAGGUUCUGAUCGGCCACAUCCGGAAGAAGCUCAACAAGCAGACGUUCCCGGAGCGCUGCAGCCUCUGUCAAGCCCCGCUGCCCUUCACCGACUGCAAACAAGCCGCCUGCGAAAACGGACACGUGUGGCUCAGGUGCGUGUUGUCAUACCAGGCCUGCCAGACGCUGACGUUCAGACGCUGCCUCCUGCAGGAUUGCAUUGCCAGACUGCCAGAGCCUGAGGGUAAGCGCCACUUUCCAUCCUCCUCCUCCUCCGUUUCGCAGGCUUGUCACCCUCAGCGACAGCCUUCGCCCCGCGCCGGCGCUCAGAUCCACGCCUGGCAUGUCGGGUUUCCACCCGCUUGAGGAGUUAAUACCUAAUAACCAGCGACCGCUUUAGAAAUCAGCCUCAUUUGCUCCGUUUCUGCGUCCCUUUUUUCUUUAAUUUAGUUUAAUUUAGCCACAUUUUUUAAACAUUUAUUGUGUCGUUUAUCAUCUUUUGUGAUAAAUUUCUUAUCUUUAGAAGAUUCUGAUUAAUUGUUGUCAAGAUUACUUCCAGUCAAUAAUGUUUAAAACUCCCCAAAACUGUCCAUAUUGUUACUUUUACUAUUUUUCUCCACUGCUUGAUCAAUUCGAGUAUCAAUUAAUAAGAAAAUAUGAUUAUUGUGUCCUAAAGAAGCAUAUUACAAAAUAUUAUUAAUUUUUUAACAAUAAUUUGAUAUGAUGAAAUACAGAUAAAACGCAUUAAAACACUUACUACUUCGUAUUUUAACAGUAUAAAUCCCAAAUAUACAGUAAAAUGUAUGAUGAGAUUUUGAUUGAUUGUUGUCAUGAUAAAUUCCAAAUAAUAUUUAAAAUCCCCCCCAACUGUCCAUAUAGUGUU
Messenger RNA from Xiphophorus couchianus (Monterrey platyfish), 2890 nucleotides. It is a transcript of the gene gtf3c4, whose product is annotated as general transcription factor IIIC, polypeptide 4. NCBI's taxonomy places the organism in Eukaryota, Metazoa, Chordata, Actinopteri, Cyprinodontiformes, Poeciliidae. The coding region runs from base 1 to 2373 and encodes 790 amino acids. The record is from RefSeq and is a predicted model, not a curated record. Gene Ontology annotation, biological process: transcription initiation at RNA polymerase III promoter. Gene Ontology annotation, molecular function: histone acetyltransferase activity. Gene Ontology annotation, cellular component: transcription factor TFIIIC complex. The transcript is spliced from 4 exons.